GCGACCGGACGGCUCGAAGGAAGGAACGUAUGCGCGCGGGACUUGACUCUGAGAGAGCGCCGAGCGAUCACCGAGUCGAGUCAAGAUGGAGCUGCUAGACGCGCCGGGACUGCACAAGUUCCACGGUUCCGAUACGUUUCUCCUGGCCGGCGAUCGUCUUCCGAGUGUUCUUCUGGCCACGUAAAAAUCCGGAACCGCCGUCGCAGAGAGAAGGAGAGGAACAUCUUCUCCGAGUCUUCGCCUCCCGACGGUUCCUGCACCGUAACUAAAAGUUCGGACGGACAUUCAGUGGAGACGCGAAACAAUUAAAGAGGAGACGAGUGUUUGCCUAAAUAGAGAAUUUUCGGAGGAGGAUGCUCGGCAGUUGGGGCUGGGAAGAAGAAUUGGAGUUGGGAGAGGGUACGACAGCAGCCCCAGAGUCGCAAGAGAGACAAAGACGAGAGAGCCCCGACUCGACGCAUCCUGUCCCCGACAGCCGGGUGCUGAGGUAUGCACCCAGCCGGUGUCACCACCCUCCCAGCCACAACUCGCCACAUUUCAGCACGCAGCCUCCUCUCGACUGUACGGACUAGCAGCGUGAGGUGGCCAAAAUGCUGACUGCUCACACUGAGAUGCACGACAAGCGAGAUAGCCUCGGCGGCGGGCAAUAUGGGACAGGCGGGGGUGGUGGCGCUUCGAUUGAGGAGAAAUCUAUUCCGAAACAACCACCCCCGCCACCCGCACCACCGCAACGAGACCCGUCGGAUCCGACUAUCAGCGCUAAGAAGCUUCCAAAGAAACGAAAGUUCGAUCCAUCCGAGCUCGAGGAGAUGGACAAGACCAGCAACAUCACCAGCAACAUCAACAACAUGGUGAACAUACGCGCGUCGGCCAUGACGCUCGGCCAGCCGACUUUGGGUCCGCAAUCGAGCUUACUAACCACCACCCGACAGUCACCGCAGCAGCAAGAGUCCGAUUGUUAUCAGGUGUCCUCAGCCCAUUCGGUAGUGGUGUUACCUCCUCAGAGCACAGCGGUGGAUUACUCUCUUCGCGAGGAACCUUUACGUUCCCGUCCUCGGCCUGCAACCAUUGUUAUUGAUCUCAGUGAGUGGCGCGACCACCGAGUGUUAGCUUUAAGGGAUUCAUGUUAUUAUCCGGGUGUGAUACGUAACGUCGGGGAUACUCACGGGGAGAUCCUCAUUGAGUUCGACGACAAGAGGAAGCAAGUGUACAGUGACGUUCUCGGGGCGGGGAGAUACGACGUGAUAGGUGACGCGAGCCCGUCCCUGGGACAGGUGACGCUGGACGCGAGGGUUUGCGUCAGGCAAACGGUCAUGCAUACGAUCGCGAACAGUCACGUGGACGCAGGCAACGUAGUGGUGGACGCGGGCCACGUGGACCCGAGCCACGUAGACGCGGCGAAGGUGUUUGUUAAGGGGACAGUGUGCAAGAUAUUAACGAAGCCUUAUCGUUUUGUUGUGAAAGUACCGCGGGAGGACGAUCAGAGUGAUAGUUACCUUGUGAAGCGUGCGGACCUGCGGCUAGUGCAGCCACUAUGGGCGGACGAGUUGGAGGAGGGGCUGGAGGAAUGCGAUCCUUCGAGGGUCGAGGCCAUUGAACACGGGUAUCGCAAUGCCGCCGCGGAAGCUCCGACAGCAGUGCCAAUUUUGCAAAUCCAUCAUACUCCUCAUCACGCAUCGCAUAUAUCGUCUCAUAACGACACGAGCUACUAUAGAACUACCGGCACCAGUCCUCUCAUGACAUGCACUCCGGCGCAUUCUGCCAGUACUGCGUUAAGUAACGGCAGCCGACCGUACGACGAUUUAGAAAGCGAGGACGACUUAGACAGGGAAGAUAUUACGUUUCCUUCGGACGCAGGUUAGACAUAUCAGGCAGCGAUGUAUAAUUCGCUUUCUUUCGUACACGAUGUAGAAGAAAAGUCACCUUUGCCUGCUUCUUUUUUUUUGCCUCCUCUCGCGAACAGAUCUCAGGCGGCAACGCCACAUAGGUAUAAAAAGGGUGACAUAGUGGUUACACCGAGCGGAAUUAGAAAGAAAUUCAACGGGAAGCAGUGGCGCAGGCUUUGUAGCUCCUCGGACGGAUGUCGCAAAGAGAGCCAACGAAGAGGCUACUGUUCCCGUCAUCUUAAUUUGAAAGGAUCCGGUCUUAGGGGCCCGACGAACACGGUUCCCGGUGGCAAGAUGGACGGCGAAGAAACAUCGAGAGACUCCGACACCUCGCCGAAUUACGGUGACCGAAGAAUAGCGGGUAGGUUCGAUCAAGACGAAACUGAAGCUGCUAACAUGCUCGUGUCUCUGGGGAGUUCGAGAUCGGCCACGCCGGCCUUCUCGUCGCCAACCGGCCAGUCCUCCAUAUCGCCGUGCAUAAACCAAUCGCCGGUGCCGCCGUUGGGCCUCAACCAGAACAACGUGUUCAUGCCCAUCUCGAGUCCGGCCCAUCACGCGACUCCCCUGAUCUCGCCCGGUGCGAAAUGGAAGCACUCGCCCACGCAGUCCAACUUCUUGGUGCAGUAUCCGCAGCAGGUGAUCAAGCCGGAGCCGAAUCGGGUGGUCCGAUCGAACAGGCCGGCUCCGACGGCGCCUGUCCCCGCCAGUAUGGGGACCAGUGUGAUAAGAAUCUCCCCGGUGACCCGCGCCAUACCCGGACAGAACCUUACCCUGCCAUGGUCGGAGCAGAGCCCGCCACCUACGAGGCAUCCCUCGGUGGUAACGUCGAUCGCCCAGCAACAGCAGGGCAUAAUCCUGCAGCACGCGCUGCAGGCCUCGGGCAACGACUUCUCCAAUCACCACGUCGAGAUGGCCGAGCAGAGUACGCAGCUGAUCAAGCCGUCGCACUCGCCGCACAUACCGCUGCCGGCACCGGCGCCGCAGAACCUGGCGCUCAUACACAAGCCGAUGGAGCAACAACCGGUCGACUACGCGCAGCCGCCGCCGCAGAGCCAGCCGAUCUACGUGAUGCACCAGCACGAAAAGAAGCAUCAGUACGUCGUGAUCAAGAACAGCAUGGACGGGCCGACGGGCGCGCACAUCGGCAAUCAGGACGACAAAUACCGGCAGAGCCUGAUCAAUCACCUUGGCCAGCUGCCGACGUCCACGUUUAACCAGGUGCCGUGCCAGCCGCCUCAGUCACCCGCCGUCUCAUCCGUCCACAUCGACAAACUGUCCGUUCUGCAGCCUGUGAAUAAAGUGGGCACGCACGCCGCCACCGUGCACAUGGACAUGCAGAGAAAUCAGCCGCCGCCUACGAGCGCUGUGAUGGCAACCACCACGGAAGCGUCCGAUCCGUCUACUCCUACCAGCGUCUUCCAGCACGUGAUCGUUCAGUCCGGACAUCUGGUGCAGAUUCCUAAAGCCCAGCCCGCCAGGGAAGAGAAUGCAAAGAACAACGGUAUCCUCUAUGGCAGCCACGAAGUUCCUCCUGCAUACCAGCCCCAUCCCCCAUCAUUACUGAACAAUGCAGUGCGCAACUGGAAAAAAGCUUUUUCCUGGCAGACGACAGUCCUGGAACAAUCAGAGGUGAGCCCUCCUCCUUCUGCUCUGAGCCCACCCCUGAGCGCACCUCCAAUUCCAAUAAGUAUGAGCACUCCCGCUGAAGAUGGCCCUGGUACUGGUUCAGAUCCCAUAAUACCCGCCGAGGAAGAGGACGAUGACGUUUUUGAAGCAGAACCAACUCCACCCGCAGAAGUGGAAGCUAACGCUAAUAAGAGACGCAGUCAGUCGCUCAGUGCUUUGCAAUCGAAAGAGCCGCAGAGUCCACUAAAGACUAAAGACAGGAUACGACGGCCCAUGAACGCAUUUAUGAUAUUCUCGAAACGGCACCGCGCCGUGGUGCAUCAGCGACACCCGAACCAGGACAACCGCACGGUGUCCAAGAUACUGGGCGAAUGGUGGUACGCGUUGGGACCAGAGGAGAAGCAAAAAUAUCACGAUCUCGCCUCGGAGGUGAAGGAGGCCCACUUCAAGGCGUAUCCGGAUUGGAAGUGGUGCAGCAAGGACCGGCGGAAGUCGUCGACGGCGAGCUUCAAGGGGAGCGAGACCAGGGCGAAGUUGAACAGCACGGGUGAGGAGACGGAUCCCCUGCAGAGCUCCUCCUUGGAGGAUCCGCUGGCGAUCGCGCCCGCCGACGAAAUGCCCGCCCCGAUCGCCAAUGCGUACAACGAAGUUCCCGUUAAUAUCGAAAUGAUGAACCAGUCGCAUACGCAACAUAGAAUCGCGGAGAUCCCGCUGCAGGUCGAAAGUGCGGACGUUGACGUUAAACAGGACGACGACGGAAACGCGUCGGACGACGAUCAGAUGGUCAUUUGCGAGGACCCGCCUCAGCCGGAGAUAGACUUGAAGUGCAAAGACAAAUUGACCGACAGCGACAACGACGUGCAGGAGGAGGACGGGGAGAAGAAGUGCUUCAACCAGUCGCAGUUCUCGCCGGUGAGCGGCCAGCAGAAGCGAGAGGCGGUCAACGUUAAACAGGAAAUAACCUGCAGGCCUAAGCCGAUAAAAGCACGGAUACCCUCAACAGGUAUAGAAUCCACAACAAAAUAUCACCAUACUUCCAUGGAUAAAGGCGGUACUGUAUCAGUUUUGUCGAGUACGUAUCCUUAUCACAGUCCUGUCAAUCCAACAGGAGUGUCGGGAUUCCAACCGACCGGCGGCGCUUUCAUAACUAUGCCAAUAUCGCCGAAAGUUAUUAAGCCGGAGCCGGUGAAGGGCGAGCAGCAGUACAGCACUCAGUACAGCGUGAACAAUCUCGUAAGCAUCCAUACUGAGAACGGACGGAACAUGCCCAAGUUCACAUCGGCUCCGGUGUUGCAAUCUAUUGGAUCGAAACCUAUGAUGGCGCUGUUGAAACAACAGCAGCCAACGUUGCAGUCGUUAGGCACUACUCUUCGUCCCCUUACUUCAACUGUCCCUUAUCAACCACCGUUCACUCUAACAUUGCUCGAUAACGAUUUGGUGGCUGUUUCCAAACCGCAGCAGGGAUCGCAGUACCUUAACCCGACACCGCCGCACUCCAGGAUGUACGGUGGAUUCCAGGUACCCAUCUCUGACGCCGGUAAUCGCAACAACAUAUCCGUGCAAAGCUUGGUCCCCAAUAACAAGAUGGAGAUCCAGAGCGUGAUCGUGAGCAAGCCCUACCCGGUCUCGACGAAUUCCACCACGUCGACUUACCGAGGGAUCGCCCAUUCCAUAGCCCGCCUCGCGGAAUCCGAGAACAGCGACAAUCAGCUGACCGCGAAUCACGCUCAGUUUUACGUCAGCAACGUCAAAACGGAGGACAGGAAGGAGACCGUGAACAUCGUUCUGCCUGCAAAUAACGACAAACACAAGCAACCGUCGACGCCUCACACGCCGCAGACGCCUCAGAGCAAUCAUGGCGGCGGUGAUCUGCCGUCGAGUAAAUCGUACUCGUUCGAUGAGAGCCAGAACAACGACAUAGGGCCGAGCAAGGGCCCCUUCAUGCUCGCUCCGACUCCGGCGCAACUCGGUCGCGCGCCACUGCAGAGGAGACAAUCGAUGGCACUGCCUCCCGCUUCAAAUGCCGGGGAUCAUGGGCCAAUGACAUCUCAGCACUGUGACAGUCGACCGCAAGCGAACGCGUCUCAGACGUCAGAGCAGACGCAACAGCAAAGUUUGGCAGAAUCUCACACUUCCCCCUCUCCAUCCACUAAGAAGGCUUCCUUCUUCAAGAAGAACGUAGAGGAUGGUAUGGACAGAGUACUCGAACAAGUGAACUUUCAAGAGAAGUUCUCGUCGUUGCCGGAAUUCAAACCGGGGGAUAUACAGAGUCCGAGUGCGAUCAGUAUAAACACUCCGGGCUCGUCUAGCCACAGCAGCGUAGCUUCCGGGUUACAUUCGUCGAAUUUGCAAACUUCGAUGCAGAUGCCAGGUUAUCGAAAAAAAUCGGCACCAGGACCUCAUAGGCCCACAAUGAAUGAGGACGAGAUCGACUCGGACACAUCGAUAUCAGCUACCCCGAAGUCCACGUCGAGCGUCAAGCUGACGGGCAACACCUUCUUCGGGCCGGAUUUCAACGUCGACGCGUACCGAGCCAACAACGAUCUGAUCGACGUAGACGCCAGUUCCCCGCGAACGCCGAAAACCCCCGGUGGCGGUGGCGGGAGCGCCGUGGGGAUCGGCAGGAGCGACAACGAGCGCGGCCAUAGGAAGAUCCUGGAGCAGCGCCGGCAUCUGGUCAUGCAGUUAUUUCAGGAACACGGUUACUUCCCAUCCACGCAGGCUACUUCCACGUUUCAAGCUAAACAUGCGGAUAUAUUUCCUACCAAGACGAGCUUGCAAUUAAAGAUCCGGGAGGUCAGGCAGAAAAUGAAGGCCAAUUCGACGCCGAUGAGCGCUAACAGCCUCGUCAGUCCAUUGCCAGUCUCCGAAUCUUCACCUGUUGUAACUGGUCCAUUGACUGCUCCUCCAACAUCGAUGGGAGCUCCACAUUCACUGCCUGUAAGCAGUAGUGGUAGCUAGCACCCACGUGCCAACUGUGAUACUAUGCAUCCCCUUACUCCACAACACGAGUACAUCAUUAUCCUUUGAAGAGGGCAAAGUGUUUUUAGAGAAAUAUCGUUAGUGCACACGACACAUCUCUUCGAAACUUUGUAAAGUACUCACAUGCGGAAAGGCUUUAGUGCAAUUUUAAUUGAGACCUGGUGCGGCUAACUUGGCGCGGACAUGCUGAGGCGUGUUGAUAUAUAAGUGUCGGCCGACUUUGUACAUAAUAUCGAGGCACGAUUUGCACGUUCGUCGACGCUUCCCCGUCGUCGGCUGCUUCCUCGGAGUGUAUGUGUGUAUCUGUGUGUGUGUAUGUGUGUAUGUGUGCGUGCACUCGCGGUUGCUCGGGUUCGUAAUCGACUGCGACGAGGAAAAUUAUUGUAAACGUCGUUUUCACGUCGGACGGAUCGCCCUGGAAUAAACCUCAUGGCGGUUUGCGUUCUCGUCGUACGUGAGCUGGAGUUCGCGCGAUCCGUGAGACGAGCUCUUUCCUCUUCGAAACGAAAAGACAAUAUACUGCGCGCUGCAUACGAGGAUCCGAGGAUGAGAUUUUGGGAGGAACGUGAGAACAAUGAGAGAAGAAGAAAAAGAAGAUGAAGGAGAAAAAAAACAUAUACGACGUUAUUUUAAUACAUCUUGAAAUCGCCAUUCGUGUUUCUCCGUGCAAUUCUCAAUCGUAUAUAAUUGAUAUUUGUACAUCAACACGUCCUGCGUGAUUCAUGAAAGGCCUAAGCCAUUGUUAAAUAUUGUUGAAAAUACUAUGAAACUCAGAGAGAGAGGAAAAGGGAGAGAGAGAGAGAGAGAGAGAGAGA
This is a messenger RNA of Dinoponera quadriceps, 7309 nucleotides long. It is a transcript of the gene cic, whose product is annotated as putative transcription factor capicua. The record is from RefSeq and is a predicted model, not a curated record. Gene Ontology annotation, cellular component: nucleus. Gene Ontology annotation, biological process: regulation of transcription by RNA polymerase II. The transcript is spliced from 22 exons. Gene Ontology annotation, molecular function: DNA-binding transcription factor activity, RNA polymerase II-specific; RNA polymerase II transcription regulatory region sequence-specific DNA binding. NCBI's taxonomy places the organism in Eukaryota, Metazoa, Arthropoda, Insecta, Hymenoptera, Formicidae.